AUGGAUCUCCGCAACAUGUUAAACGAGGGCCCGCCGCCCCAAUCACCUCGGAAUCCUCCUCCGCCCCCUCCGCUAGCGCAGCAGCCGCUUCACUACCAUCAACAGCAGCAGCAUCAACAACCUUCUCUUCUUCAUCAUUCUACUAACCAUUCUCAACACCAGCAGCAGCUACAUCACCAACAACAACAGCAGCAGCACCAGCAGCAGCACCAGCAGCAGCACCAGCAGCAGCACCAGCACGUCCAGCAGCAGCAGCAGCACCAACAGCAGCAGCAACAUCAUCAACAACCACAGCAGCAGCAGCAGCAGCCGCACCCACAGAUCCAUCAUCAUCAGCAACAACAACACCAACAACAGCAAAACCAUCGCCCUACCCCUCCUCCACCAAUACAGCCCCCAAGAUCCCCCGCGUUUCAAUCCUCGGCGCAUAGUGGCCCAGGAUACCCCCAUCAGCAGCAACAGCAGCAUCCUCAAUCUCAAUCCCCCUACCACCCGAGCCCACCUCCAAAUUCGAGUCGUCAUUUUUUGUUCCCCCCUCCAUCUCCGCUACAGCAGCAACAUCAUCAACCAAACUACGCACAAUCGCCUAGUACGCCGCAUCCAAUGAGCGCACAUUCAAUUCACAGUCCCACACCUACGAGCUCAAUCUCGAGCAGUUCGCAUAAUCAAUUCCCCCCACCACCACCUCCACCACCCCCACCCCCGCCUUCGCAGGGACAGUCCCAGGUUCAAUACGCGAAUAAGCCGCAGCAGCAACCGCACCUAUUACAUCCCGCUCCAUCCCCACACCAGUAUCAUAGCCAACACCACCAACAGCAGCCGCAGGCUCAACAGGUCCAGCAGCAGCCACAGGGAUACCCCAGGCAGUCACCAAUACAGCAAUCACCUAUGCACUCGCCAAUUGGCCCCACAAGGCCACCAUUGAUACACGCGGGGAGCAGUGGUGCGAAUGAUAGGUCAUCACCUACAAUAUCUACACCUAUAGCACGGAGGGAUCAGGAGCGGGAUCGGGAACGGGAACGAGAACUACUACGUGAGAAAGAGCAACGGGAUCGAGACACACGGGAAAGGGAGGACCGGGAAAGACAACGGGAAAGAGAUCAGCGGGAUCGGGUAGCUAGGGAGCGAGACAUCAGUGUAUCACCCAAAACAAGAGUCCCUACCUAUCUACCCGACGACGAGCCAAUUCCAGAUACGCAAAAGGAGGAGUUCUCGUAUCCUGCUCAGCAGCAGAAAAAUUCCCGCCCGAAUUCCCAGCACGGUGGUAGUCACACUGGAGGCUAUAAUACAAGGCCGAGACGGGGCUCUUCGGCUGCGACGACGCCGAACCACGACCGCCGUAACCACGACGCGAUGGACGUUGACACCCGAGAGGCACCUCCGAGCGUCCCUGCGGUUCCAGAGCGGAAACGGGUUGGUGGUCCCGUUGUGGAUAGAGGGAAACCCAAUGGGUCAGCGGCCGGCGUUGGCAACGGCAGGGAUGGUUCGACUCAACAGCUGGCACCACAGCAACAGCAGCAUCCUUCGCCGUCUCAACAAAACACACAACAACCACCGCCGCCUCCUCCACCCCCCUUAACAACUCCUUCUACAAACAGCAACCCCAGUUCCACGUCGUCACAGCGUACUGCAACCGUUUCUCCAAAUAAUAAAGAUCAGCCCCAUCAGCCACCACCCAUAGCCCGGUCAACUUCCACCCCCACAAAUAUCAGCGCCCGGCCACAUCCCCCACCCUCUCCGAGUCCUAAGCCAAAUCAGCAACUCGGCCCGCCGCCAACUCCAACUACGUCGCACGCAGUGGAGGGCAAUAACAGCAGCCCCGGGUCGGGGGCCCCGCCGCGGAAGCGACCAAGGAAAGAUCAUGAGGCGCCGAUAUGGGCCCGAAAGGCUUCGCGAAGUUCCAGGCCUCCUCCUCCCCAGAGUGCACCCCCGCAACCAAACCAACAGUCAGCACCACCAUACCCCCAGCCGCCCCAGCAUCAGCAGCAGCCGCAACCGCAACCGCAACAGAUGCAACAGCAGGGGCAGCAGCACCAGCAGAGAAUUUCAGCGCCUGCAGGUCCUCCGCGCAUGGUUCCGGUUAUUGGUUCUUGGGAGCCGUCAAUCGGGAAUACGGAGCCGCAUGAAGAAUUAACUAGGUCUAUUGCGGACUUUUUGUGGCGGGAGGUUAUCAUGAGAUAUGAGACGCAGCCUGCUGACGAGGUUAGCGGGACUAUGAUUGAGAUUGAGGCUAAGAUUGGGCAGAUAAUCGAUAGAAACACCAACGCAAGGGUAAACUUACCUGUAUCUACGGAAACAGUCAUGGUUAAUGAUAAUCGUUGUCCGAUUCAAUUCAAGAGCAGCAUGACCGAGCACCAACAUAAACAUGCAAACCGCUGGCUCAACAAGCUCUACGAGGAGAGCAAAACCCCCCCCACCGCUUCAGGCAGCCCUCAACCCCCCGGACCAACCCGGAUACCGAUGGGCUACACGCAUACUCGUGAAAAGGACAUGUUUUACGAGCUCCCUGCUUCGGAGGUUUCAACACUCCCCCGACUGCUGCUGGAACAACUGAACCCACGGCACAAGAUAAAGGUCAGGGUAACAACGGACCAGCGCACCGGGAAGGUCUUGAAUACGAUAAUCAAGGCCCGGAUUGCAGACUGCAACAUAUUCUGCCCACAGUCACGCUUUGAUUGGAGGGUCAGCGUGAAUAUGGAAAUGCCGUGGGAGGGGGAUAUAAAAUCAUUGAAGGAAAUGGGGGAAAGUGAUGGGCCCGUGAGGCUGAAGGAUCGUCUCAGCUAUAAACAUCUGGUGUAUCAGGUUGAUUUGACCCAGGUCACAGGGAACAAACCUUCCAAGGAGCACGAGCUGGAAGUGGAAGUCUCAGGAGAAGAGCUUAGGAAACAUGGGCGGCUUGCAAAUCAUGGAAAGCCUAAUGCAUAUGAACAUAUAGUGAGGGGGUUCGUCGAUAAUGUCAGAUAUAUAGUCCGGCAUGCAGCACCAGCCGAAGCAGGGCCCGAGUGCGGGUGCUCACCUGGUGGACCUCAAAUGCGGCGAUAG
Molecule: messenger RNA, 3042 nt
Organism: Morchella importuna
Lineage: Eukaryota; Fungi; Ascomycota; Pezizomycetes; Pezizales; Morchellaceae
Exons: 4
Coding region: 1-3042 (1013 amino acids)
Biological process (GO): polynucleotide 5' dephosphorylation; 7-methylguanosine mRNA capping
Cellular component (GO): mRNA capping enzyme complex
Molecular function (GO): polynucleotide 5'-phosphatase activity
Source: RefSeq, a predicted model, not a curated record